GCGAAUUGCGAUUCAAGCCUUGGCAGUGGCACGAUUUGCGAAUGCAUCGCACUUGAGCGGAAAUGUACCGCGAUGCACACAGUCUCAUUGGCAAAAGGCGAGAGCAAAUAAUUUAUUCGCAGUGUGAGAUUUUCGCAACUGCGGUGCUCGCAGUCAUCACUUGCUGUGUGCCAACAAUUAAUUAUUCCCUGACCAGCAGCCGCCGUGUCUCUCUCUCUCUCUCUCUCUCUCUUAUAAAGCAAGUAGUUUCAUCUAGCGACAAGCAGUCUGGCUCGAUCGUUCCUCGGGGCGGAGAGCAAUAAAAAAAGACAGAGCACUGCCUUUAGAAAGUGGCCCGCGAUUGGCUGACCUGGAAACUUAUUUGCAUACAAUUUUGCUCGAGGGGUGGUGUAAAUUUUCGAGAUCAAAGGUCCUUAUCGCCAGAUCUGGAGACGACAGAGAUGGAAGACGGGGUUGAGAUUUUGGUGCCGAGCGCAAGCGAUGUGAUGUACAAAUACACGUGGACCAUUAAGAAAUUCGGGCACAACUGCCGCAAGAGACACAGCCCUGUGUUCGACAGCGAGGCCUUCGAACUCAAUGUGAACGGCCUGCGAACCCGGUGGAACCUCAGCAUCCGCUUCUGGACCGGCAUGGACGGUUCGCGGCUCAUGAGCCCCGUGGUCGCCUGUCUCAACCUUCUGAGGUGCUGGCCCGAAGACAUUGCCGGCACGCAAGCCACUGUCCACUUCCAGUUUGGCGUCCUCUGCAGACAGACCGGCCGCUUUGACACAACUCCGCUGGCCAGAUGCAUCGUGUCGCUGGGAGCAACCAAAAAUAUCGUCUCGGUCGGACACCAAGACGUGGAAAUCACGGAGAAACACAUGCUCUCCCAAUCGGGGGACGUCCGUCUAGUCUGUAAAGUGCAGGUUGUUCCUACGGGGAGCAACGAUGAGCAGCACAGUCUGUCUCAGGACAUGGGUUCUCUGCUGUGCAGCUCGGAAGACGACCUUGCCCCGGCGGAACUGCCCUGGGCCAAGGGCGACAUCAAACUGCGCGCGGCCGGCGGCGUGCUCUUCCCGGCGCACUGCUGCAUUUUGGGCGCGCGCUCUCCGCGCCUCGCGGGCAUGAUUUCCGAGAUGGAGCUGCCCACCAAGCCGGCAGAGACGCCGAUUCUGGACCUGAGCGACCUGACCGCGGAGAACCUGCAGGAGAUCCUGAGGUACAUCUACACGGGGCGCGUGGACAACCUGGACUCGGUGGCCGCCUCGCUGCUGGCGGCCGGCGUCAAGUACGAGCUGCCUGGCCUCACGUGCCUGUGCGAGAGGGCGCUACUGGACACGAUGGACGCGGAAAGCGUGGCCGCCAGGUUGCUGCUGGCCGACGAGUUCAACUGCGAGACCCUGAAGAGAGGCGCCCUGGCCUUCAUCGAGGGGCACGCCGGCAGGAUGCCCAAGAACAUGGCGUGGUCGGUCAUGGAGAUGGUGCGGCCGGAGCUGUUCCAAGAGGCGUGCGAGGCCGGCAUUGGAGACUCGGCGUCCAGCUUUGCCAGCUCUCUCAGCGAGGCCGGCAGCAACUCUCGUUGAAACGCCACACUCCCACAUGAUGACGUCAAAGCAAAUGUGAUUGGAUUUAUUUUAUUUCAGUAUCAAAAAGAGCAGGGUGUGUUCUUCCGUUUUCAAAUUCCAAGGGGUUUUAUAUUUUAUUGCUUUCAUGGUCGAUGCGUAUUAUCACCUGCAUUUCUAGAUGGACAUUUCAGUUCAGUAGCUGCAAAUCGUACUGUUGACAAGUCUUGUAAAUUUCCUAAAAAUAUAAAGAUAUAAAUAUCAAACUCUCAUUUCCCGUUGAAGAUGUUUAAAAAGAGAGUACUAACUUUUUAUUUUAGCUCUCAGCAUUUAGCACAUAAUUUAAUUACUUCCAGAGUUGAUGGCUAAUGUAUAUCAAGAUCGCAUUAUUCCAAAAAUGUUCUGCUGUGCCAUGUAUUUAACCAAGAAAAAAAAGGAAAAUAAUACACACUCUGUAUAUUCGUGAUGUGAACAUUGUUUUAAACUAUUCAACUUGAAGGCUUUGUUGUUCUGGUUUUCUCUUUAUCACAUGUUGUGUGAAUGGAUUUUUGAAAGAAAUCAUGAUUUUAAGUGAGCGAAUGUGUGCACCUUUGUGACACAGUGCAGAUCACUUAAGUUUGUAAGAGCUCUUUGUUGCCAAAUAAAAAGGUAAAUUGCAAAUCUUUA
Cloeon dipterum is the source of this 2207-nucleotide messenger RNA. Its product is annotated as speckle-type POZ protein-like. Bases 441 to 1562 code for a protein of 373 amino acids. The transcript is spliced from 4 exons. Lineage: Eukaryota; Metazoa; Arthropoda; Insecta; Ephemeroptera; Baetidae. The record is from RefSeq and is a predicted model, not a curated record. Gene Ontology annotation, cellular component: cytoplasm; nucleus. Gene Ontology annotation, biological process: proteasome-mediated ubiquitin-dependent protein catabolic process; regulation of proteolysis. Gene Ontology annotation, molecular function: ubiquitin protein ligase binding.